Bombina bombina (fire-bellied toad) is the source of this 1657-nucleotide messenger RNA. It is a transcript of the gene NDUFV1, whose product is annotated as NADH:ubiquinone oxidoreductase core subunit V1. Gene Ontology annotation, biological process: mitochondrial electron transport, NADH to ubiquinone. Lineage: Eukaryota; Metazoa; Chordata; Amphibia; Anura; Bombinatoridae. Gene Ontology annotation, molecular function: NADH dehydrogenase (ubiquinone) activity; 4 iron, 4 sulfur cluster binding; NAD binding. Bases 130 to 1542 code for a protein of 470 amino acids. The record is from RefSeq and is a predicted model, not a curated record. The transcript has 11 exons.
UGAAGGUGACUUUUUAUUAACGUUAAAUUGGAUUUGGGAGAUAAUUGCUACAUAAACGAAACGUUGUCCGUAGGAUAUGUACAAUAAGGGGGUGCAGGUAUAGACCUUGCUUAGACUUCUCUAAUUGAAAUGAUGUUCUCUAUCAAACAUGUGCUGCGAUCUCAGUUACCCACUUCUGCACCAGCACUUUCUUUGGCAAGAUAUAGCUCUGCUGCUCCCCAGCAGGCUCCUAAGAAGACAAAGUUUGGACCUCUAAGUGAUGAUGAUCGAAUAUUCACAAAUCUCUAUGGGAGGCACGACUGGAGGUUGAAAGGUGCACAGAGUCGAGGUGACUGGUACAAGACUAAGGAAAUCCUAUUAAAUGGAGUGGAUUGGAUUUUGGGGGAAAUAAAAGCUUCUGGAUUGCGUGGUCGAGGAGGAGCUGGCUUCCCAACAGGACUCAAAUGGAGCUUUAUGAAUAAACCAUCUGAUGGGAGGCCCAAGUACUUGGUUGUGAAUGCAGAUGAGGGGGAACCUGGAACCUGCAAAGAUAGAGAAAUUAUGAGGCAUGACCCACAUAAAUUGGUGGAAGGAUGUCUGGUAGCAGGCCGCAGUAUGGGAGCCAGAGCAGCAUACAUCUAUAUUCGUGGAGAGUUCUACAAUGAAGCAUCCAACCUUCAGGUUGCCGUGCAGGAGGCAUACUCUGCAGGACUAAUUGGACACGAUGCCUGUGGUUCUGGAUAUGAUUUUGAUGUGUUUGUGUUAAGAGGUGCUGGCGCAUACAUCUGCGGUGAAGAAACUGCGCUGAUAGAAAGCAUUGAAGGAAAGCAAGGAAAGCCAAGACUCAAACCUCCUUUUCCUGCGGAUGUUGGCGUCUUUGGCUGUCCAACAACGGUUGCUAAUGUUGAAACUGUUGCGGUGGCCCCAACAAUCUGUCGGCGGGGAGGUUCCUGGUUUGCAGGAUUUGGGCGUGAGAGAAACUCUGGAACCAAACUGUUCAAUAUCUCAGGUCAUGUGAAUACUCCAUGUACUGUAGAAGAGGAAAUGUCAGUUCCACUGAAAGAGCUGAUUGAGAAGCAUGCAGGAGGAGUUAUAGGUGGUUGGGAUAAUCUUCUUGCGGUAAUCCCUGGAGGUUCCUCUACACCUCUUAUCCCACGCUCUGUAUGUGAGACUGUCCUCAUGGAUUUCGAUGCUCUCGUCCAGGCUCAAACAGGUCUUGGUACAGCAGCCGUCAUUGUCAUGAACAAAUCGACAGACAUUGUUCGUGCAAUAGCUCGCCUUAUAGAAUUUUACAAGCAUGAGAGCUGUGGUCAGUGCACUCCCUGCAGAGAAGGUGUUGAUUGGAUGAACAAAGUCAUAUGGCGGAUGUGCCAGGGAGAUGCUCGUGUGGCUGAGAUUGACAUGCUGUGGGAGAUCAGCAAACAGAUAGAGGGCCAUACCAUUUGUGCAUUAGGGGAUGGGGCUGCUUGGCCCGUACAGGGUUUGAUCCGGCAUUUUCGUCCAGAGUUGGAAGAGCGUAUGACACAGUUUGAAGCAUCAAAGAGACAGCAGUUAAAGAGUUGAGAGAGUAUAUUAGGGAUACUGUUCUGCCUAACGUGUUCUAUUUAUCCAAGCUAAUCUUUAUUCAGCAUUGUCAUGACAUUCUCAGUAUGAUAAUAAACUCAAACUUUAUGGUUUA